ACCGUUGGUUCAUGUUCUUGAACUACUAGCCUAUUCAUACCAAAAAAAGCCAUAUUAUAGAAAAGGAGAACCCCAGAAUUUUCAGCUCCAUAUUUCGUGCUCUAUACUUUCUUGGCUCAGCCAUGAUAUUUGGCUCGUAAGGCAUUUAAGCUGAUUUGCAGUUUGGCACAUUCAAAAAGUAGAUGGCCACCUUAUCUUUAACAGUUGGGAAUUGUGGAAAAGGCAGAAAUUCAGAGGACCUCACUUCUGAAUUUGUGCCACACUUGUCUCUUGGUAGUGUAUUUCUUACCAAAAGGUUGUAUGGCCUGAAUUUGAAGGAUUUGGAUGGUCCCAAACUAAGGACACGGAAGAAAUUCCGCGUUGGUGCUGAAAUAAAGAAGUGGAAGAAGCAUGAUUACCCCUGGCCUGGUGAUAUUGAUCCAAACACUAAGACACCCUUAAAGUAUCUUUCCUUCUUUAAACCUCUUGAUGAGAAACCAAAACCAGUCACACUUGCCUUUGAGAAGCCAUUGGUUGAUUUAGAGAAACAGCUUAUUGAGGUGCGUAGGAUGGCUGAAGACACUGGAUUGGAUUUCACUGAUCAGAUUAAUGCUUUGGAAGCCAAGUAUCAACAGGCCCUGAAGGACUUGUACACUCAUUUGACACCCAUUCAACGCCUCCAAAUUGCUCGACACCCUAAUAGACCAACUGUUCUUGAUCAUAUACUAAAUAUGACAGAGAAGUGGGUAGAGCUCCAUGGAGAUCGUGCUGGCUAUGACGAUCCAGCCAUGAUUACUGGCAUUGGGAGCAUUGAAGGAAGAAGUUACCUCUUCAUUGGCCACCAGAAAGGUAGAAAUACAAAAGAAAACAUCAUGCGAAACUUUGCAAUGCCAACUCCUCAUGGCUACAGAAAGGCUUUGAGAAUGAUGAAAUAUGCUGAUCAUCAUGGCUUCCCUAUUGUUACAUUUGUAGACACACCAGGCGCUUUUGCUGAUUUAAGAUCUGAAGAGCUAGGUCAGGGUGAGGCUAUAGCCCACAAUUUAAGGACAAUGUUUGGGCUGAAAGUUCCAAUCAUAACGAUUGUAACUGGUGAAGGUGGUUCAGGCGGUGCUCUUGCUAUUGGAUGUGCAAACAAGUUGUUAAUGUUGGAAAACUCAGCGUUUUAUGUUGCUAGUCCUGAAGCUUGUGCUGCAAUAUUGUGGAAAUCUUCACAAGCAGCUCCAAAGGCAGCUGAAAAACUGAGGAUCACAGCUCAGGAACAUUACAGGCUCAAGAUAGCUGAUGGUAUUAUUCCUGAACCUCUGGGUGGUGCCCAUGCCGAUCCUUUCUGGGCGUCUCAGCAGAUUAAACAUGCAAUUGUCGAGGCUAUGGCGGAACUUGGAAGGAUGAACACUGAACAGUUGCUUCACCACCGGAUGCUUAAAUUUCGUUCAAUUGGAGGUUUCCAGGAGGGCAUUCAGGUUGAACCUGAAAGGAAGCGCAAAAUGAAGCCAUCCGAGGUUAACACACAGCCUGCUGAUUUGGAAUCAGAGCUUGCAAAUCUUAGGAAGAAGAUUCUAGAAGCUAAGGGACCAUCUGAUCCUGUUACAACCCAAGUCCUUGAGAAGCUCCAAGAAGAUCUAGAUACUGAGAUAACAAAGGCAUUCAUAGCUAUGGGCUUGCAGGAUAAGAUUGAAUCUCUAAAACUAGAGUUGCAAAGAGCUCCUAUUCCGGAUCAACCACUUAACAAGUCUUUGCAGGAGAAAGCUAAUAAGAUUAUGCAAGAAUUUAAGCAGAAGCUGUCACAACCUGGCGCAUAUCUUGGUUUAAAGCAAAAGCUCCACACUGUGGAGAUGGCUAGCAAGCUCAUCGAGCAGAAGAAUAAAAUUGAGAAACUAAAAACUGAUGUCAACCAGAAAAUUCCAACAACUGUAAAAGCCAAGCUAGAGCUUUUAAAUGCAGCUUCUCAAAAGCUAUCAAACGGCGAACCUUUGGAUACAAAUCUGGUGGAGGAAGUAGAAAAAGCUAAGAAAGAGCUGGAGGAUGUUCUAAAGUCAGCUAACCUGGAAAUAGUAGGCACGCGCAAAAGGACGAACGUUGCUGCUCCUCCAGAAUUGGAAGAGGAUUUGGCAAAGGUAAAUGAGGAGAUAAAGGAGGAGAUUCAAAGAGCUGUGACUAGAUCAGGUCUUAGUGAGAAGAUUGAAGAGUUGAAGCUGGAGAUUGUGAAGGAUUCCAGCUCAGAAAAGGUAAAAGAGCUGGAAACUGAGAUCAGGGAAGGGAUUGCUGCUGCCCUUAGUGUCACCCCACUGAAAGAAAAGGUUGAAAGUCUAAGAGAGAAGCUGGCACUAUCUUCCAAGGAUGAUAUAGAAAGUAAAGUUGGUGCAGAAAAUGGAAGAUGGUAAGACUAGCUCAUGAAUUUUUUCUUGUGCUUGGACAUGUCUAAGAGUUUUUCGGUCCCUCCUAAGACAUGCCGAAUAUUUCUUUUACUCAAUAUUACAAUUCUUGGUAGUUGAUAUAAGAAAAUUAAACUGAGAAGAGGAAACAUAUGGCAUUGAUGUCCCUAAUGGUGUACUUUAUGUGUAUAUGAUUUGGUUUUUUCAUUGAUGUAUGAAUAGCUUUAUCUCUUGCUAUAAGUAUUGAUAAUCUGCACUUGGAUGAUUUUAUGCUUAUAAAAUAUAUGGAUUACAGAUGUAAA
Messenger RNA from Nicotiana attenuata, 2653 nucleotides. Its product is annotated as acetyl-coenzyme A carboxylase carboxyl transferase subunit alpha, chloroplastic-like. The record is from RefSeq and is a predicted model, not a curated record. Gene Ontology annotation, cellular component: acetyl-CoA carboxylase complex. Lineage: Eukaryota; Viridiplantae; Streptophyta; Magnoliopsida; Solanales; Solanaceae. Gene Ontology annotation, biological process: fatty acid biosynthetic process. Bases 183 to 2360 code for a protein of 725 amino acids. The transcript has 11 exons. Gene Ontology annotation, molecular function: carboxyl- or carbamoyltransferase activity; acetyl-CoA carboxylase activity.